Octopus sinensis (East Asian common octopus) is the source of this 729-nucleotide messenger RNA. Its product is annotated as ADP-ribosylation factor-like protein 1. Gene Ontology annotation, cellular component: cytoplasm; Golgi apparatus. Bases 1 to 729 code for a protein of 242 amino acids. The transcript has 2 exons. Gene Ontology annotation, biological process: vesicle-mediated transport; intracellular protein transport. Lineage: Eukaryota; Metazoa; Mollusca; Cephalopoda; Octopoda; Octopodidae. The record is from RefSeq and is a predicted model, not a curated record. Gene Ontology annotation, molecular function: GTP binding; GTPase activity.
AUGAGCGCCGGUCGAUUUCCUCGGCACACCGAAAUCAACAAUCUAAUUCACAAUGUUCUGGAAAGAGCUGGUUUCCCUUCUAUUCUGGAACCGACGGGCCUUGUUUUUGAAGAUGCAAAACGUCCAGACGGCUGUACGCUUUUCGCUUUUAAAUCCGGGAAGCAGCUCGUUUGGAACGACACCUGUACCGACUCUUUUGCCAAGGGUGCCUUAAAUGCUAUGGCUUGUCGACCCGGUUCGUCGGCCGAGAAGGCCGAAUUCGCAAAACUAACGAAAUAUGAGGAUUUACUCGAUCGAUUUUGCUUUUGGGCAAUUGCCAUCGAAACUUCCUCAAUCGGAUUCAACGUGGAGACCCUCCAAUACAACAACGUCAAACUUCAGGUGUGGGAUCUGGGAGGUCAGACCAGCAUUCGUCCUUACUGGCGAUGUUACUACGACAAGACCACAGCAAUCGUGUUUGUUGUGGACAGCAGCGACAAAGAGAGAAUUCCGAUUGCCAAAAACGAACUAAAAUUAAUGUUGGAGGAAGAGGAACUGAAGGAUGCCGUGUUGGUGGUGUUGGCCAAUAAGCAAGACCUCCCCCACUCCACGGGAGUCACUGAUUUAGCCAAUGGAUUGGCCCUCUCCGCUAUUCGGAAUCGUACAUAUCAGAUUUUCCGCACCUCCGCGAUAACGGGGGACGGAAUUAACGCGGCCUUUGAAUGGUUGGUUCCUUUUGCUUAUUUUUAG